UUUUUUAAAUAAUGAUUUAAAUUAUGUUUGCAUUAUCGAUAUCCAAGUUUAAAUUUUGCAUGCAAAUAACCAUAUCUAUUGUUUCCAAAAAUUAUAAUAACAAUAUUUAUAUCCAUCUAAGGUUAGAUAUACUUUUAACUAAUAGGGGUGGUGGAGUAUAAUUUCAAUCCGAAAUUUGAAAAACUUUUUCUUUUUCUGUUUUUUUUUUUUGAAAGGAAAAUUUUGAAAAACCUCAAUUAAGUUAAAUUAGAGAUUAGGGAGAAAAGGAAACGAGUUGUUAGCUAGUAGUUGUCUUUAAAGGUAUAUUACAUCCAUUCAUGUUUCCUUUGCAAUAAUACAGCCAUUAUAAUCACUCUUUGAUGGACCCCGUUUAUCUAAUUCACAAACCUAUGGAUAAGCUUAUGCUGCAUUUCCAAUUAAUUUACAAGAAAUUAUUCCAUUUUUGGUUGGUGUUUUUAUGCAUAGAGUGUACAAUAGGAGGAACAUAAUGGUAACUUGGAAUUUUUAUGGAACCUAAAUUGGAAUACAAUUUAAGUAGAAGUUAAUCCAAAAAAGAUUUAUUCAUUAAUUCCCUUCCCUCUAAUAUUAACUGAGAAUAAAAUCUAAUUUAGAAACAUUUAUUGUUGUUAUGAUUUUAUGAAAUUGAUGCAGCUGGAUUUCAUGAUAUAUUUCCUAUUUAGGAAAAUUCAAAACCAUUUUGGAUUUUUUUUUUUUAAUUUUCUUUUUGUCACGUGGAGAGAGUAAGAACCCGCCAUUUUCGAAUUUCAGUUAGUGACCAAGUCAAAAUCCAAAUCCAGCCAGAGAUUUCUGUGUUUUUUCUCACUGUGAGAAUCAGGGAGAUCUUAGUAGUGGCUGUAAGAGGAAGAAGAAGAUCUAAUGGGAUUUAUUUUUUUUUCCCGGAAACAGAAAUCUGUACUACGGGCCAAGAGAUUCAUCUUAUCAAUCAGCAAAUAUAAAAAUUCAUGGCAGAAUUAACAUGAAAGAUUAGUGAUUUUCUGGGGUAUUUUUUGGCCUCUCAUAUCGGUGAACCAACUUGUAUCAAACUCAUUCAUGAAAAAACUUGUACCAAACUCACUUUUUAACCGGUUUUGAUUGAAUACCGAUUUUCGUCUUCAAAAGCUGAUCAAAUCUGAUUUUUGAUACGUUGGUUCGGAUCAAAUUCUGGGUUAAUUUUCUCAAACCAUGACUGUGACAUCGACACUGAACCAAGUGCUAUUUAUAACACUUGCUGCUUCAUUGAUGCUUUUGAAAGUUGUUAAUGGCGGAAAACUCCAAAACAAGGGUGUGGUUUACGAUGGCCGAUCUUUGAUCAUCAAUGGUAAAAGAGAGCUUCUCUUUUCUGGUUCUAUUCAUUAUCCAAGGAGUCCUCCUGAGAUGUGGCCGGACAUAAUACGGAAAGCUAAAGCAGGAGGAUUGAAUGUGAUCCAGACUUAUGUAUUUUGGAACAUUCAUGAACCGAUUCAAGGCCAGUAUAAUUUUAAAGGAAAUUAUGACUUGGUGAAGUUUAUUAAGAUGAUUGGUGAGCAUAAUAUGUAUGUAACACUAAGGGUUGGGCCAUUUAUUGAGGCCGAAUGGAAUUACGGUGGAUUUCCUUAUUGGUUAAGAGAGGUUUCAAACAUUACAUUUCGAUCAGAUAACCCACCGUUUAAGUACCACAUGAAAAAGUUUACCAAAAUGAUUGUCAAUAUGAUGAAGGAUGCAAAUUUGUAUGCUUCUCAAGGUGGCCCUAUCAUUCUAUCUCAGAUUGAAAAUGAGUACAACAAUGUUGAAAUUGCAUACAAGGAACUAGGGACCCGGUAUGUCCAAUGGGCUGGAAACAUGGCCGUUGGGCUCGGAACUGGAGUUCCAUGGGUGAUGUGCAAGCAAAGGGAUGCUCCUGAUCCAGUGAUUAACACAUGCAAUGGGAGGAACUGUGGCGAUACAUUCACGGGACCAAAUAGACCAUAUAAGCCUACUUUGUGGACAGAGAAUUGGACAGCUCAGUACAGGGUAUUUGGUGAUCCUCCUUCUCAAAGGCAAGCUGAAGAUUUAGCAUUCUCUGUUGCUCGUUUCUUCUCUAAAAAUGGCACUCUAGCAAACUACUAUAUGUAUUAUGGAGGGACCAAUUUCGGUAGAACAACUUCCUCGUUUGUUACAACUCGAUACUACGAUGAAGCUCCUCUUGAUGAAUAUGGUUUGCUUAAGGAACCAAAAUGGGGUCACCUACGAGAUUUGCAUGCUGCUUUGAAAUUGUGUAAGAAAGCACUGUUUAAGGGAAAUCCCUCUGUCGAAACGUUUGGGGAAGGUUUAGAGGCAAGAAUCUACGAAAAACAAGGAACAAAUAUUUGCGCUGCAUUCUUGUGCAACAACAAUACUGUACCUGAAAUAAUCACAUUCAGGGAUACCAAAUAUUACCUUCCCCAACAUUCAAUAAGUAUCCUGCCGGAUUGCAAGACUGUUGUCUAUAAUACUCAAACAGUUGUUGCACAACAUAGUUCAAGAAACUACGUGAAAUCAAUGAUAGCUAACAACAACUUACAAUGGGAAAUGUCUCAAGAGGCUAUUCCCGGUCCUGACAACGCUACUCUCAAAUCAGAGAUCCCAUUAGAACUCAUGGGCACAACGAAAGAUACAACAGACUAUUUAUGGUAUACCACAAGCUUCGAGUUGGGUCCCUUUGAUUUACCCUUCAGGAAGGACGUUCUGCCAGUGCUUCAAGUUACAAAUCUUGGUCAUUUGAUGCAUGCCUUCGUCAAUGGACAGUAUGUGGGAUCAGCACAUGGAAGCAAAACAGAAAAAGCCUUUAUGUUUGUGAAACCGAUUAACUUGAAGACAGGACUCAACCAGCUCUCCCUUCUGGGUGCAACAGUUGGAUUUCCAGACAGUGGAACCUAUCUGGAGCGCAGGUUUGCCGGAGUUCAAACAGUGACAAUCAAAGGCCUCAACAGUGGAACCGUUGAUAUGUCAAAAAAUGGAUGGUGGCAUAAGGUAGGAUUGGAUGGUGAGAAACUCCAUGUGUUCAAUCAGGGUGGUUCUCACAGGGUAGAAUGGUUCAAAGCUAAGGGACUAGGGCCCCCACUUACAUGGUACAAGGCUUAUUUUGAUGCUCCUGAAGGAGAUGACCCAGUUGCUAUAGAUCUGCGAACAAUGUCCAAAGGCAUGGCUUGGAUCAAUGGGAAAAGUAUUGGUCGUUACUGGUCAUCUUAUCUUUCUCCUCUUGGAGUGCCUUCCCAAUCACAAUACCAUAUCCCAAGAGCCUUCUUGAAGCCAACAGCAAACCUUGUGGUUUUAUUGGAGGAAAUAGGAGGAAACCCAGAUGGUAUUGAGAUCUUAACUGCAAAUAGGGAUACAAUCUGCAGCUUCAUAACGGAAAACCACCCACCAAAUGUGAAUUCAUGGAAGAGAGAAGACGGUAAAAUUCAAAACAUUGCAGGUGAUGCUAAACCAAGAGCCUUCUUAAGGUGCCCGGCCAACAAACGGAUUGUUCAGGUUCAGUUUGCAAGCUAUGGCAAUCCUUCUGGUUUUUGUGGACAUUUUAGUCGCGGAAAUUGCUCUUCACCCUUCAGCCAGAAACUCGUCCAAACGUAUUGCGUGGGGAAGACAAGGUGCGCUGUGCCAAUGGAUGAGAAGAUCUUCAAUAAGGACGGUGAUAUUUGUCCAGGCAUCUUCAAAACUCUAGCUAUUCAGGUCCAAUGUGGGAAUUCGAAUUAGAAUAAAAGAAUCUUAAUAGUUCUUUUUUGGAUUUGAACGAGGGACUGUAAAAAUUACUGUAGUUACUUUAACAUGUAGAAUAGAGCCAAAGUUCCCCAGAAGUUGGUCCGGCCUCAUAAGCCAUUUAAGCAUACAGGGAAAAUUUUUUGUCUUUGUUUUUGUUUUUCUUUCUGAAGCAAUAUUAACAUUUCGUAAUAGGAAUAAAAUGGAAAGUUCUUUCA
Molecule: messenger RNA, 3911 nt
Organism: Ziziphus jujuba (common jujube)
Lineage: Eukaryota; Viridiplantae; Streptophyta; Magnoliopsida; Rosales; Rhamnaceae
Product: beta-galactosidase 13
Exons: 20
Coding region: 1183-3690 (835 amino acids)
Biological process (GO): carbohydrate metabolic process
Cellular component (GO): vacuole; cell wall
Molecular function (GO): carbohydrate binding; beta-galactosidase activity
Source: RefSeq, a predicted model, not a curated record